This is a messenger RNA of Exophiala oligosperma, 348 nucleotides long. RefSeq lists its product as uncharacterized. The coding region runs from base 1 to 348 and encodes 115 amino acids. NCBI's taxonomy places the organism in Eukaryota, Fungi, Ascomycota, Eurotiomycetes, Chaetothyriales, Herpotrichiellaceae. The transcript has a single exon. The record is from RefSeq and is a predicted model, not a curated record.
AUGGCCUCGACAAGUGUCUCUCAUCGGAGCAAAUGUCAGACUUCGCGUGGGGCAGGGGUUGUCCCGUCGAGUUCCAAGACCUGUGCGAUCAUUGGCGAUGUCAUCGUCUUUCAAGGAAUCGAGGAGAAGACUCUCAUUGUCAGAAAGCCGACCGUCGACGUCUUCAAAUUGGAACAUUGGACGAGCGGUUGCACUUCCCAGAGUAAUCGUGGAAAGAAGCGGCGUAGAGAGUUGAAGAAUGCUUUGAAGGUAAAGGGGAUUGGUCAGAGUCUGGUGGAGUGGGUUGAGGCUGAGAAGUGCGAACCGUCGUUGGUCGAGGUUACUUGUAAACACUUUUUCGGACCCUGA